Juglans microcarpa x Juglans regia is the source of this 2891-nucleotide messenger RNA. Its product is annotated as leucine-rich repeat receptor-like serine/threonine-protein kinase BAM1. The coding region runs from base 42 to 2891 and encodes 949 amino acids. The record is from RefSeq and is a predicted model, not a curated record. NCBI's taxonomy places the organism in Eukaryota, Viridiplantae, Streptophyta, Magnoliopsida, Fagales, Juglandaceae. Gene Ontology annotation, molecular function: protein binding. The transcript has a single exon.
UCAUUACCUCUCCAAACCAAAUCAAGAAAUUAAAGAGAAAAAUGAAAAUGCAAUUCCUCCUUUCGCUUCUGCUUCUGUGCCUCCUCCAUGUCCAUCCAACCAUUUCUGGCGGAUACCUCCUCCAGGAAUACAGAGCCCUCCUCUCCGUCAAAUCCUCCAUCACUGAUGACCCACAAUCAGCUCUUUCUACGUGGAACGCCUCCACUAGCCACUGCACCUGGUCGGGUAUCACGUGCAACCCUUCCCGUCGUCGCGUGACCGUCCUCGACCUCUCAGACCUUCAACUCUCUGGUACUCUCUCCCCGGACGUGGCUCAUCUCCGUUUCCUCUCCAUCCUCUCCGUCGCCUCCAAUCAGCUCUCCGGGGCCAUCCCUGCCGAGCUCUCUUCCCUCUCCGCCCUCCGCAUCCUCAAUCUCUCCCAAAAUUACUUCAACGGCAGCUUCCCCUCCCAGCUCUCCCUCCUCAAGAACCUUCAGGUUUUGGAUCUCUUUAACAACAGCAUGACAGGUGACUUGCCCUUGGCCGUCACACAAAUGUCCGACUUGCGCCAUUUGAAUCUAGGUGGUAACUACUUCUCAGGUCGGAUAACGUCCCAGUUCGGGCAAUGGAAAUUCCUGAAAUAUUUGGAUGUAUCAGGACCUAACCUCUGGGGUCCUAUACCGCAGGAGAUAGGAAACUUGACCAACCUCAGGGAGCUCUACAUUGGACUGUACUCAAAUAAGCACGAAGGUGGCAUACCCUCGGAGAUCGGGAACCUAUCAAAACUAGUUCAUUUCGGAGCCAGCUACUGUAACUUAUCCGGCGAGAUACCACCGGAGAUCGGGAACUUGGUGAGAUUGAAAUCCUUGGACUUGUCGUAUAACUUUUUUACAGGCGAGAUUCCAGUGUCGUUUGCCGAGCUGAAGAGCAUGAGGCUGCUGCAAUUGUCUCGAAACAAACUCCACGGCGCUAUUCCUGAGUUUAUUUGCGACAUGCCGGAGCUAGAGGAGUUGGACUUGUGGAAGAACAACUUUACCGGGAUUAUUCCUCAGAGGCUAGGAAAGAAUGGGAAGCUUCAGUUUCUUGAUCUUUCAUCGAAUAAACUGACUGGUACUCUACCUCCUGAUAUGUGUUUUGGGAAUCGGCUUGAGCAUCUGUAUACUGAGGAAAAUUUACUGUUCGGUCCAAUCCCGGACUCACUCAGGAGGUGUGAGUCGCUGUCUGAGAUCCGAAUGGGGCACAACUUUCUCAACGGUUCAAUGCCAAGUGACCUUCUCAGUUUGCCCAAUCUCACCUACGUGGAGCUGCAGAAUAACUGUCUGACCGGGAAGUUUCCCAUUUCCUCGAGAAACGUUUCUCAAUUAAUUAAGUUAGAUAUUUCUGACAACAAGAUUCAUGGUGAGCUACCUAGUUGGCUCUGGAGACUUCCGGAUCUUCUGGUUUUGAAUCUUUCUCAUAAUUGUCUAGAGACUCUUGAUGUGAAUUUAAACUCUCCCAACAUCUCCAACUUGUAUAUCCUAGACCUUCACUCCAACCAGCUCCAAGGGCAACUUUCAACUCUCCUACUGAAUUUUCAAAAUUUCAAACCAAAUUUGGACCACUACAAUCCAAAUCCGAACUCUGUUUUCUUAUCUGUUUCAAGGAAUAAAUUCGAGGGGACUCUUCCUACGUCACUGUGCAAUGCUACAUUUGAUGCUCUAGACUUGUCCCAUAAUCACUUGAUUGGCACAAUUCCCCAAUGCUUAAUUGAAAUGAGUAAAAAUCUAAGCGUGAUGGAUUUAGGGGGAAACAAUCUUACUGGAGUAAUUCCUGAUUCCUUUUCAGACUACCCAUGUUAUUUACAAUCUUUGGUUCUGAAUGGAAAUCAACUGCAAGGAAAGCUACCAAAAUUCCUAGCCAAGUGCAAUACAAAUUUGGAGGUUUUGGACGUCGGGAACAACCGCAUUCAGGAUACCUUUCCAUGUUAUUUGAAGAACAUAGACACAUUGAGAGUCCUUAUUUUGCGAUCUAACCAAUUUUAUGAGUCUGUUAAUUGUCUAGACGCUAAUACCACAUGGUCCAACCUUCAAAUUUUAGACCUGGCCUCAAACCUUUUUGUUGGUAAGUUCCCAAUACGUUACUUUUCUAGCUGGAAGGCAAUGAUUGGAACCGAAAGUAAGACUGAAGAUCUCAAAUAUAUAGAGCCAAAUCUCGAUAUAGGCUAUCAAAUUACGGCAAGAGUUACAUUAAAAGAUCACGAAUUUGAGUUAGUGAAGAUCCUAACUAUCUACACCUCACUUGACCUGUCAUGCAACAGUUUUGACGGACAUAUACCUGCAGUUAUAGGGGAAUUCAAAGCCCUAUAUGCCCUCAACUUAUCUCACAAUGCUUUUACAGGUCAAAUCCCACAAGCUUUAGGAAACUUGACUGCUCUUGAGUCACUAGACUUGUCGAGCAACAAGCUCACCGGAGAGAUUCCUCUCCAAGUUGCAGAUGGUCUUAAGUUCCUGGCAUACCUUAACCUUUCCUUCAAUCAAUUGGUGGGAAAGAUUCCACAGAUCAAGCAAUUUACUGCAUUACCAGAAAGUUCAUUCGAAGGAAAUAUAGGAUUGUGUGACUUUCCUCUAAAAGAAAAAUGCAUACAUGAAGAAUUGGGACCGUCACUUCCUCCAUCUGAAGAAUCUCACUCGUAUUCUGGGAAUUCAAUUGAUUGGGACUUCUUAAGUGCUGAAUUGGGAUUUGUUUUCGGCUUUGGGAUUUUUAUUGGACCUCUUAUAUUUUGGAAGAGGUGGAGGAAACGCUACUAUAAACAUGUCGACGACAUUGUUUUUAAGAUGUUCCCUCGGACAUACUUAAGAAUAGAGAAUCGUCGAAGGCGAGCACACAGGAAUCAAGGACGACAAGCACGAAGGAAUCAAGGUGGGAGGGAUUAG